Molecule: messenger RNA, 471 nt
Organism: Wickerhamiella sorbophila
Lineage: Eukaryota; Fungi; Ascomycota; Dipodascomycetes; Dipodascales; Trichomonascaceae
Exons: 1
Coding region: 1-471 (156 amino acids)
Biological process (GO): ubiquitin-dependent protein catabolic process
Cellular component (GO): cytoplasm
Molecular function (GO): ubiquitin protein ligase activity
Source: RefSeq, a predicted model, not a curated record
AUGUCGACUGAGGACCGCUUUGCCAGCGAGCAGAGCGCCCGGCCGCCGACACGCGUCUUCGAGACCGAAGCGCUGUGGCAACGGACCCGGAGCCAGUCUGCAGAUCAGGAUACCAGCCCAAUGGUGGCUGCGUUUGAGGAAAUCUUUGCUCUCUAUGAGAGAUUUGGUGAUGCUCGUAACGGGACUGGUUUGCCCGAUUCGUUUGUGGACAGCCUCGACAGAAUCGACAGAAAAGACCUCAAGACCGAAGACCAGUGUGCAAUCUGCUCGCAAGAGUACCUGGAAGACCCCUAUCCGCUGGUAGUUGUGCUGCCAUGCCCCGGCAAGCACACGUUUGACCUCGAGUGCAUAGGGCCGUGGCUCAAAGGGAACUCGACGUGCCCGCUGUGCCGGUACGACAUGUCUAAAAAGAAAGAGAUUGUAAUUGAGGCAGACGACGAAGAAGAAGACUAUGAUGAUAUGUACGGCUAG